AUGUGGUAUACUCUUCCAUGGACAUUUGAUGAAUUCUUCCACGAAUGUAUUCCAUAUAGAUGGAUUACCAAAGUACAAGUGUUUGAAAUACCUUCUCACAAUGCUAUGGCAAUGUAUCAAUCAUCUCUUCGUACAUCAGAUGCAGCAGGUCAAACUUUGCCAACACCUAUAUCCUUUUUACCUCAUGUGGCAACAUCAUUUUUGAGAGAUUUUGAUUUUUACUUUCGACGAAAAUUCAGUUCAUUAGAUGAUGAUAUGAAAACUACAUUUGACGAUCAUACAAAAUUUAUUAAACAGUUAUGUGAUCAAAUACUCCAAUUAUGUCUUAAUAAACAACUUUAUUAUUCAAUCGAAGAUGAUGGUUGUGGACUCACAAUAUGGUUCUAA
Messenger RNA from Rotaria sp. Silwood1, 387 nucleotides. The record is from the annotation of a GenBank genome assembly. Lineage: Eukaryota; Metazoa; Rotifera; Eurotatoria; Philodinida; Philodinidae.